AUGACAACCGUGAAACUCCUAGAGCCAGAGGUUAAGGAAGUCAAACCCAAAUUAAGUCAGUUCAAAAACCCAUUAUACCAUACUUUCUUAGUUGCGUCAUCUGCUUAUAUCUUUCUUCAUACAAUGUGGUUUGCUUUGGAGUAUGAAGAAGAGAAAAAAAGGCUCGAAGCCAAAUCAGAGGCGCUUGAAAAGGAAAUACAUGGGUUGGUAGAAGAGAAAAAGAUGGAACUUGAGUCCAAGAAUAGGAGCUGGAUUCCAAGGCUUUGGAAAUAA
Hyphopichia burtonii NRRL Y-1933 is the source of this 273-nucleotide messenger RNA. RefSeq lists its product as uncharacterized. The record is from RefSeq and is a predicted model, not a curated record. The coding region runs from base 1 to 273 and encodes 90 amino acids. NCBI's taxonomy places the organism in Eukaryota, Fungi, Ascomycota, Pichiomycetes, Serinales, Debaryomycetaceae. The transcript has a single exon.